UUGGUGAGUGUGUACAGUGUGUUGGUGCACUGUGGAUGACCGGUUGGAGAGAGGGGGAGUGAGGGGUUGGGGUUUGUGGCUGUGAUUUCCUGAGGGUUUGAAGUCAGAGGGACAGAGGAUUGGGGUCGGACUCCGGUAACCCCAUGGCUCCCGCUGGCCACUGGCUGGUGUGGCUCAGGCUGCUGUGUUGUGUGGCUGUGUUGCGAGCUUGCUCUCCGGGCUGCCAUUGCCAGGUCGAGAGCUUUGGGAUGUUCGGGAGCUUCAGCCUGACUAAGGUGGACUGCAGUGGGCUGGGUCCUCACAUGACAGCCAUCCCCAUCCCCCUGGACACCUCGUACCUGGACCUGUCCUCCAACACCCUGACCUCCGUAUCCAUGGCUAUGUUCAGAGGACCUGGUUACACCACCUUAGCCAACCUGGACCUCAGUCACAACGGCAUCUCCCAGCUUUCCCCCGACACCUUCUCCAAGCUCAGGUACCUGGAGGCUCUCAACCUCAGUCACAAUUCCCUGGAGACUUUAGAGAACGGAAUCUUCUCCAACCUUCCACUGGGUGAGGUGGACCUCAGUCACAACCGGCUCCGUCAGGUCAACCUCGACGCUUUCUCCUCCUCCAGGGGCCACGGGAAACCCCUCACUGUGAACCUGUCAGCCAAUCACAUCUCCUGGCUUGGGUGGAACCUGGACAGAGCCACGCCCAACAUCUACACCCUCGACCUAUCGGGGAACCGGCUUGAUCGGGUGCCGACGGCCUGGCUGGCUCGCGUCCCACUCCGGUGGCUCAGUCUGGCCGGGAAUCCCAUCACCACCAUCGGGGACAAGGCCUUCUCUGGGCUGCAGGAGCUGACAGAUCUGUCCCUCUCAGGCCUCACACACCUGACAGAACUCUCCAGAGGAGCUUUCAAUGGUCUCCACAACCUGCAGCAGCUGGACCUGUCCCUCAGCCCCAGACUCCGGGCCCUGGACGCGGCUGUGUUCUCUGGCCUGGACUCGCUGCGGGAGCUCAAUCUGUCGGGUUCCGGAGUCUCGGGGCUGCCCCGCGGAGCGCUGGAGCUGCUCCCCGCUAUCGGCAGGAUCUGGGUGGGCGGCAGUGCUCUCCGCUGUGGCACGACCGCCCGCGAGGGCUCCUUCCACAGACAGUUCGGCUUCGUUAAGAGACAGCAGGAGCUUCGCUGCUUGGAAGCUGAUGGGGCUCCAGCAGCUCAGUACACAGUGAGGCUGAGAUGAAAUGAACCGAGUCUCGCUCUCCCUCUCACCCUCUCUCUCUGUCUUAUACCUCGUUCUGCAGCCCGUUACCAACCGAUGCCUUUUUUUAUAACCUAAUGUGGAGCCUGUAGGACCUGGGUUUGAUUCCGGAGCAGGGCUAAAGUUUUCUUA
Molecule: messenger RNA, 1376 nt
Organism: Callorhinchus milii (elephant shark)
Lineage: Eukaryota; Metazoa; Chordata; Chondrichthyes; Chimaeriformes; Callorhinchidae
Gene: tsku
Product: tsukushi small leucine rich proteoglycan homolog (Xenopus laevis)
Exons: 2
Coding region: 144-1226 (360 amino acids)
Molecular function (GO): protein binding
Source: RefSeq, a predicted model, not a curated record